AUGGAGCUUCAACACCGUUCUUCGAUGGGUCACAUUGUUUGCGUGCUCAGCCGGUUUCUGCGGAGAAAAAUCGUGCCAUCGGUUUCGCAAACAAAGGCCUUGGCCUGCAAUCGCAAGCGCAGACGAGCGUCAUUCCCGGACCACGAUGAGCCUGGUUUAUUCACCGCAGUCGAAACUACUUCUGAGAAGGGGAAAACAGCAUGCGGAAGACUUUUCAGAAGCCGCUCAAGGAGGAUAGGAAGAACUACGCUCUCCCGGCAUCCGUCACUGUGCAACAGGAGCGAAAAUAGAGCGAUUGUGGCGCACGAACCUUCGAUCGCGAAGAGGUCCUGUGAGCGCACUCAAAAGGACUUCACCUUCCGUGUGCUUCUCUCCGGAACAGCAGCGACCGCCGUGUUGAAGAGCCUCAGCGUCGUGAUGGUCAUGGCAAUAAUAUCAACAGCAGCGCUUUCGUCUUUUCUACUGUUUCCUGCUUCUUCGCUCGUCAGUGCUGUUCGCGUCGAGUUUGCAGCGGAUUUCACCACCAAACCCUCAAUGGGAUACCUGAGGAAAUGCUACGAGGUGAAAAACGAUGAGGACGGGUGGAACCUGGAGAAGAUAGAAAACCCGGACCAGUACCUGGCUACGCAGCAAGAAGCGUACGACAUCCAGCGCAACCAGUACAGCGAGGGGAGGCUGGAACUGGGAAAAACCGUGCAGCUCGUGCCCGCCGGGAGAACUGAGGGCGGGGCGGAGGGUGUCGCUGGGUCUCCUUCGGAGUCAACAUCAGGAUCUAUCUCUUCAUCGCAUCAAGGAGAACACCAGUCUCCAGUCGUUUUAGAGAGUCGGAGUGUCUACGUACCGCCGAAGUUGCCGGACGCGUUUUUGCCAGCGGAGAGAAGGACAGAAUCCAGUGCAGCUGGAGUACAAGUAAUAGCAGAUGGCAGCAUCAAAGCAGCAUCAGCCACCCAUAGUACUACAACUCGAGCGACCGCCAGUACCCCCGAGGCCGAGAGCAAGGUGAAAUCGGAGCUGCUGUAUCCAAGCAACCCGUUGAAGCAGGUGCCCGAGCACAUGCAGAAAGACAUAGAAACCUUGCUGGAUAUGCACCGCAAGCAGAACCGUUCGCUCUGCUGCGAGGACUUUAAUUCCUGUUGCGACGGCAGCAUCCCGGGCAGUCUGCCGUUGGCCACCUGGAACCACGUGCGGGCCUUUCACGACAGCUUCCACGUGCGCGAAUUAUUGGAUUCCACCCCCCGGAUGCUGGAGCGACACUACACGUUCUACAACCUGAUGUCCAAGCACCCGCACGGGUGGGGCACCAUCGCCACACCGGAGAAGCUUUUGCAGUUGGAAGACGGCCAGGGCAUGUGGUUCGUGGACUGCAUCUUUGGGGCGUUGACCAUCUUGCUGAACGCCCUGCCCGCGAUCGAGUUCGAGGACGGACUGGCCACGGCGCAGCAGAUCUACAUCGGCAGCGUGCAACUGUUGCAAACGAUCGCGCCACACCGCCUGCUCGCGAACUGGACCAUCCCGCUCGCGCCGGUGUUGCGCCCCCUGAAACUGCCGUCCGCCAUGAGUGCGGUUCACGCGUCGAUUACUACCGCAAACCACGCCGGCGCGGCGCCGUUCGCGGUUUUGCUCGGGCUCGGGAAAUAUGACGACUGGGGCUAUAGUAGCAAGGAUGAUAUUACCCCAGCUGGAGGACCACAAGUGCUAUCAGAGCGCCUCCCCUGCUUCGGCACGAACCUAAAGAUCUACAUCCACAAAACGUUCGAGUACGAGCGCGGUGGGUUGUUUUGCUCCGCCGGGCAGUGGGGGAUCGAGGUGGUGCUGCACCGGUUUUUGAUGAACAGCAGCUGUCGGACCGACGACCCCAAGACCGCCGACCUGUUCUUCGUGCCCGACUACCGCGCGUGCCACUACCACCUGACGCCGAAGAAGUUCGGGCAACAGGGCCUAACGACGAAAGCGCACCUGCCCGAGUACGAAAACGCGGCGGAGGAGGAAAGGCAGGAUCCGCAUUCGAUCAUCAUCCUGAACCACAAAAACAAAACGCGGGACUACGACGAAGCGGAUUCUCUGUUCAAAAACUUGAUCAGUUCCUACCUGCAGCCCUGGUUCAACCGCAAUGCGUAUUGCAAGGAAAAAUCCCCCCUCCCCAUAUUGAAACCGCAGCCGUUUGAAAAUUUGUGAUGCAGAUUUGUGACCACAAAUCGGGCCUGUCUUGCAAAGAGGCGCGCUCAGGCUUUCCGCCACGUUAUGUAGGCGAUUUGUAAUGCUGUAAGGCCUACGGGUUAGCCGUCUACCAUGUUAGGCGCCUAAACCAAAAGGCCCCUGCCUAGGCUUAGGAUCUGCGUGCAGUCUUCUACUGCAACACAAAUUGGAUUUGUGUAUCCAAGUCCAGCAUCAGAAGUUGCGUUUUGAUAUGGGGUGGGGGGAUGUUUCCUUUUGAUAACGCGGGCACGGACCACAUCUUCGUCUUUUCCGACCAGGGGUUCAUCGUGAACUUCACGCACACCUUCCCGGAGUGGCGCGAGCACAUCCCGCACUCGAUUUUUCUCACGACCGAGGCCUUCACCCCCGGGUACGGGCCGAGCUGCUUCUCGCCCUGGAAGGACUGGGUGGUGCCCGGGCACUUGGACGAGUACCGGAUCGCGGAGAUCCGCAAAUACAACCUGCCGAGCAAGGAGCGGACGCUGCUGUUCAGCUUCCACGGGCGGACGGGCAACAACCACGACUACUACAAACAGGUCAAGGUCCGGAUUGACAUCGAGAAAUACUUCACGAACAAGCCCAACACGUCCAUCGGCGACUUCACGCCAAACUACUUCGAAAUCAUCGGCAAGUCGCACUUCUGCCUCAUUCCGGAAGGCACGAGCAGCUGGACGAACCAUUUGUACACGGCGUUCUUCGCCGGCUGCAUUCCACUCAUCCUGUCCGACAAGUUCAUCCUGCCUUUUCACAACCAAAUCAACUGGAAGCGUAUCAGCGUGCGGUGGCCGCAGAACGAGGUUAACGACGAGCUGUACUACUGGGUAUUAGAGUACGUCGAGGGGCAUUUUGAGGAGUUGGAGAAGACAAAACGACUGAUCGACGAACACCAGUGCUGGUUUGACUGGUACGACUUCGAAAAAGUGUCCACCUGCAGCCCGUACAAGGCGAUCUUCGAAAACCUGGCGAGUCGCAAGAAGGUGCAGUACAAAAACAAAUUCGGCUGGAUAGGCCACGAGGGAGACGGGGAAAGGUUGCCGAUAUAG
Amoebophrya sp. A120 is the source of this 3239-nucleotide messenger RNA. NCBI's taxonomy places the organism in Eukaryota, Dinophyceae, Syndiniales, Amoebophryaceae. The record is from the annotation of a GenBank genome assembly.